UCAGUUUCACCAAAGUUUCCAGUUUCUCAGUUCUCCGCCCCCUUCACUAUAUAACAAGCGUGUUAUAUAGUGAAACCUGAAGCGGCAGCAGAGCUCCAUAUGGUCUGCUCUCUCCUGGAAACUGUCACACUUUGACACUAUGAAAGGUCAAUCAAACGAUAUGGAAAACACGUCCAAGGUGGAAGCUUCUAAUGGGCACAGCAGGCCGCUGGACAUUGUACCCAGUACAGAGGAGAAGAUGACAGAAAGGGGACAAUGGGGCAACAAAGUUGAGUUUAUUCUGUCCGUGGCAGGAGAGAUUAUUGGCCUUGGGAAUGUCUGGCGUUUUCCUUACCUUUGUUAUAAGAAUGGAGGAGGUGCCUUUUUUAUACCAUACCUCAUCUUCUUGUUUGCUUGUGGGAUCCCUGUCUUCUUCCUGGAGACAGCGUUGGGUCAGUACACCAGUGAGGGAGGCAUUACCUGCUGGAGGAAACUCUGCCCUUUGUUUGAAGGCCUGGGUUAUGGCAGCCAGGUAAUUGUUGCUCUGCUGAACAUCUACUACAUUAUUGUGUUAGCCUGGGCCAUCUUCUUUCUGUUCCACUCCUUCACCUGGGAUCUGCCCUGGGCAUCCUGCAACAAUAGCUGGAACACAAAUUCCUGUAUGCCAUUUCAGAAGGGGAAUACCUCCAUCAAUCACCAUGAGAACACCACCUCUCCUGUCAUUGAGUUCUGGGAGCGCAGAGUACUGAGAAUAUCUUCAGGUAUUGACCACAUUGGUUCUCUGAACUGGGAUCUGGCUCUGUGUCUUGCCUUUGCAUGGGUAAUCUGUUACUUCUGUGUAUGGAAGGGAGUGAAAUCCACAGGCAAGGUAGUUUACUUCACAGCUACUUUUCCAUAUGUAAUGCUCCUGGUUCUCCUGAUCAGAGGAGUAACACUGCCAGGGGCCUCCAUUGGAAUCCACUUCUACCUUUACCCCGACAUCAAUCGACUGUCUGACCCCCAAGUAUGGAUGGAUGCUGGAACUCAGAUCUUUUUCUCAUUUGCCAUCUGUCUUGGCUGCCUCACUGCCCUAGGAAGCUACAACAAAUAUAACAACAACUGCUACAGGGAUUGUGUGGCCCUCUGUUUCCUUAACAGUGGUACCAGUUUUGUUGCGGGCUUUGCCAUCUUCUCCAUCCUGGGCUUCAUGUCCUACGAGCAAAAUGUGCCCAUCUCAGAAGUGGCUGAAUCAGGUCCAGGUUUAGCCUUCAUUGCCUAUCCCCGAGCUGUGACCAUGAUGCCUUUUUCCCCUCUGUGGGCCUGCUUCUUCUUCAUUAUGAUUGUAUUUCUAGGACUGGACAGCCAGUUUGUAUGCGUGGAGAGCCUGGUCACAGCCGUGGUGGAUAUGUAUCCUUCCGUCUUCCGCCGUAAAAAUCGCAGGGAACUCUUCAUCCUGGCAGUAGCAAUAGUAUCCUUCUUCCUGGGCCUCAUCAUGCUGACAGAGGGAGGCAUGUAUGUCUUCCAACUCUUUGACUACUAUGCAGCCAGUGGGAUGUGCCUGCUCUUCGUAGCCAUUUUUCAGACAGUUUGCAUCGGUUGGGUUUAUGGUGCAGAUCGCUUCUAUGAUAACAUUGAGGAUAUGAUUGGCUAUCGCCCCGGCCCUGCCAUUAAAUACUGCUGGCUUUUCUUCACUCCUGCAACAUGCUUUGGAACCUUUGCCUUUGCCUUAAUCAAGUACUCACCUUUGAAGUACAAUAAUAAUUAUGUGUACCCAUUGUGGGCGGAUGGGAUCGGUUGGAUCCUGGCUCUGUCCUCCAUGCUUUGCAUACCGCUUUGUAUGGCAUUCAAACUGUACAAUACCCCAGGAACACUGAGAGAACGUUUUGUUCUUCUAAGCACUCCUUCCACUGAGUUACCAAAGACAAAGCAGGAGCAGGAGGCACUCCAUACCAUCUUUGCAGCAGACGGUGAAAGCCUCCAUCAGAAAGCACCUCCCUCUCGAGAUGGUUACGUCCCUGUUGGUGAAAAGGAGUCUCAUUGCUAGAAGUUUGAGGGUUGGAAUCGGAGUCUAUUUAGAGGUCAGAUGUCACUGUGAGGCUCUCAGUGACUGGCCCCAUCACUGUUCUCUCUGUAUUACCUCACAAGAUAAGCUGGUGAAAACAGACGUGUAUGCAGACUUUUACAGUCUGCUCACCUGCUAUUGGCUGCUGGAACUUUCUUCUUUGCAUGGUGCCUUCAGUACACAGUGUUGUGCAAAUAUCCUGAGCUGCCCUUCAUUUCUUUAUAUUUUGCUAGCAAAAUGUGAAAUAGGUGCAGUGAUCUACUGAAACAUGCAACCAUACAUGGUAAUAGAGUAUUUGAGGCAAAAAGCAACCUUUUGGAAUAGUUCUCCAGGCUUCCAGAAGGACAUUUAGAUGUUCUUUGGCUGUUGACUGUCUUUUGUUCCAUUCUCUGUUAAGAUGAUCCCACACUGCCUCAGUAAUGUUGCCUAUGGGGAGGCCAAUCCUUGACUAUUAGUGUUCCACUGUGUGUUUUUCUGUCCAGGUACAUUUUUACUGUAUUGACAGUGUGUUUGGGAUUACUACCAAUCAGACAUGUUCAAGAUUGUAUUACAUGGUGGGUGAAAAUUUGAUGGUACUUUUUUGCUUUCAUAAUUCCAUCAUUUUUGACAAGAUUCCCAGUACCAAUGGUUGAAAUGCAGACCCAUACCAUGCUUUGUCUUUUUUGGCCACUUGUUCUGUUUCCUCAAAUUUUUUAAGUACAAAUUGCACACCAUUCUAAGCUAUGCUAGGUUUUCACGUAAUAGGUUUUUAGGAAUCACCUUGUUGGUGCAAAAAUACUCUUUCUAUGACAAUACUGUUUUUGCAACAGGCAGCUAGUAAAGUGCCUAAAGAUACAAUUCAAAGUGAGUUUUUCAAAGUUGUCUGUUGUGUGUAGACACAACACUGGUUAAUACCUGGAGUUGGGUGACUUAGGUUUUUGCAAAUAAUUCACAGGUCAGUGUUAAACAGGUCAUAUAUAAAAAACAUUCCUUCAAAAUAGUCAGGUAUAAGAAUUGGGAUGGAAUGGAAUGGAAUUGGAAUGAAUGAAAAAGCAAACCAUCUUCAGAAAGCCUGGAGAUCAACCGCUAAAAAAAUCAACACUAUAAAGAAACGAUGGGGUGACUCAAGACUUUUGCACAGUACUGUACCAUAUGAUGGCAACAGCAACAUUACGCAAAGAUUUACUUCCGUUAUUUGAAAGUGGGUUGACAUCUCAUUUGCCUGUGGCAGAGUAACGUGACAAUGUAAACACUGCUGUUACACAGUGGCAAAGAAUUUACAUUUGACUGUGUCUGCUUUCUAAGGAAGCAUUUUCUUCUGUUGUGGACAUCUCUAAUGUUCAGCGAAUCUCAUUCUGGCUGCUUCAUUAAAUUUAACAGCCGCCUGCUGCAGACUGAGUGCAGGAAAGUGUCACAUGAUCCCACAGCUCACAAACCCCUCUGGGCUUAAAUUAAUCUGCUUAAUGUAUACAGAGGAGAACCACAUUGUUUAUCCACCAACAGUUGAGGUGUUCUCUCAGGAUUGGUAAAAAAAAAAAAAAAGUAAUAAGAAACAUUACUACACAAAGUGUUUUAGUAACCAAUGCUUCAGGAUAAAAAGACUGGUUAAAUUUCUACAAAUAAACCCACUUAAACUCUAAUGUUUGUUUAUUUUUUAUCUUAAUACUGUUUGUACCAUUUUAAAGGCUUCUCUGUAUAAUUUUGGUCUGCUUUGGGCACUGCGGAUUUGUAUUGAUGUUUUAUAUUAAAUGUUUAUGUUAAAUGUUCAGAUUCUUGACAUGGAUUUAAUUUAGUCUUGUUUUAAUGUGCCUUAUGUCUAAUUCUGGGAAUGUAUGAAAUAAAGUUAAAAGGUACCCAAAGCAAAGGGACAGUUGAUCCACUUAGAUUAUAUCAGAAGUGAGUUCCAAUGCAGGAGAUUCAUUCCAAAAAAGAAGAAGAAGAAGCUUGUUAUCUCUUUCUGCUGUAUCGCAAUGAACUUCAACCUGUGUUUCUUUUUCUUUACAUGUUGAAAUGAAUAUAUGAUCACUGAUUAUGGAGCAAGAACACUUUUUGUUAUAAAAUUUUAUACGCUAAAACACUUUUUUUUAAAUGAAUGAAUACAAAUACCUUCAUUUGGAACAUAUAUUUCUACUACAUGUGUAUAUUUUGUGGGACAUCUUUAAUGAAUUUGUGUUGGCCUUGAUUACAAAUAAAUGUUUUACAUUUUA
Molecule: messenger RNA, 4206 nt
Organism: Neolamprologus brichardi
Lineage: Eukaryota; Metazoa; Chordata; Actinopteri; Cichliformes; Cichlidae
Gene: slc6a13
Product: solute carrier family 6 member 13
Biological process (GO): amino acid transport; nitrogen compound transport; sodium ion transmembrane transport
Cellular component (GO): cell projection; plasma membrane
Molecular function (GO): gamma-aminobutyric acid:sodium:chloride symporter activity
Source: RefSeq, a predicted model, not a curated record